AAAUUAAUUUCACACAAACUGUGCGAAACUAUACAUUUUACAAAGAAUUUAAUAACAACAAAUUGACGACACCGUUUCAAAUACAUUGAGUAAUACACUUAUUGAAAUAACAUGUUAACCAGUUAAAUGUCUUACCUGGGUUAAAUACCUAUCCUGAGAAAUAAAAUGAAACGAAAGUAUACAGCAAAGUUUAUUUAUAUACUGCCAUGGUGACGUAUGUAUUCUAUUUUUAUCAAUAUCCGGCGAUGAUGGUUCCUGUAUUGUAUAUUUACCGUACGGUCAACUCUAUGGGAAAUAAGAACCAAUAUAACAGCUAAAUUUAGCAGUCACCUGAUGUAAACAAUUUUUGACAUUGCACAACGAAAGGAAUUGUUCGUGAAAUAUCGUAUUUUCGCUGGUUUAUAAAGAGUAUGGCAGGUGUUUCGGGAAGUUCAGCUAACCUGCAAGAGAGUGAGAUAGAAGAGAUCAAAGCGUCGCUUGAAGGUCAAGUUCGAGUCAUUUCAGGAAUUGGUGACUUUACAAAUGUGGUAACGAUCCAUCCAGACGGCCUCGAUCUCCACUGCAAGUUCCAGCUCACUGAAAGCUAUCCUCGCAUUCCACCGACUAUAAGUGUACGAUCUUCUGUACUAAAUGCGGAUCAGACAGCGAGUCUCACAAGCUCCCUUCAGAAUGAUGCUGCUACCAGGCUGGAUCACGUUAUGAUAGCCGAUUUAAUGGCGACUUGUAAAAGAUGGCUACAGGAUAAUCAGGUCGACGUAACAGCAAAAGCUGUUGCUGAAAAAUCCAAAUGCAAGAAAAGGAACGGAAAAUCUAAACACGAAAAUAAACCAAAAUCCGAACAUGAGUCCAUAGAUAAAUCUAGUAAAAAGCCCCCAAUGCGCACUGCAGCAGACGUUAUUAAAAGACUACAGUGGGAUAAAGCAGUUGAUAAGGAAGAUUUCAUCAUAGGAUAUAUGGAUAGAAUAAUUGGACUUGUGGAAAAGAAGUUCACUGCGUUCACAUGGGAAGAUUUAGCUUCUGUUGAUAUCUAUUCACUUGCUAUCCCGCAGCACAGGAUACAGUAUUUCAAGUAUAAGACAGAAAAAGUUUGGGACAAAAAUGAACGCUUAGAUAACGUAUUUGGUUCGACUGGUGGUAAACUAACGCUGGUUGAAGCGGUUAAAAAGUUUGAGGACAAACUGAAAGACCUUGAUGACAGCAAAAUUGGAGGUGAAAAGAAACAAACACCGGAAGUUGACGUCAUUGAAAAUCACGAGGAAGGAGCUUGUGAUGGUGAUUGCGAAGAUGACAUUGAAGUAAAUGACGAGUUUGAAACAGGCCAGGGUUCAACUGAACAGACAGACGUCCAAAAUAAAGAUUCAUUGGCAGCGUCAAGAUCGUAUAAACGCCCAAAUUACUUCGUGGCCUUACAAGUUACGGACAAGACCACAAUUACGAGACUUGUUGAGGCUCAGAAGCAAGUAAUGGCUUGGUAUCCAAGAUACACCGAUCAUAAAAUCCCAGAAAAUGGUUUCCAUUUAACACUAGCUGUUCUUAAACUUGACUCGAUGUCUGACAAACAAGCUUGCGUUGAAGUUAUGAAUCAAGCAAAGGUCGACCUUGAGCGUUUAGCACGAAAUACCGUGCCUUUAAUAUUUCAUGGAGUUGACCAUUUCAGUACAAGGGUAAUUUAUGCAAAAGUGAAAUAUUCGCAAGAGUUUCUUGUGUUAGUCGACAAAAUUAGGAAUGUUUUAGACGAUGCAGGAUUUCAUAUGGAUACAUGUAGUUUUAGGCCACACCUGAGCUUGUUCAAUGUCAGAAGGUCGAUCAAAUGGGAUAACCAGAGCAUAAUGUUGAAUUCUUUUGAUGAUUCGGAUCAAAAGUUCGGUUCACAAGCUAUCGAUAAUGUCCAAAUAUGCCAAAUGGGUACGUUACCGGAAAAAGAAUCAACUGAAUUCUAUCAAAACAUUUUCAGUUUGAAUAUUGACCAAACUGUUUAGAUUCAUAGACAACAAUAUGGUGCAUAAGACUGAAUAUUUCACUUCAUGUUUUCACUCCUGCAACAGCAUUUUACAUUCAGAUAAAUGCCCCAUAACUGAGUCAGUGAUGCACUCAACUUACACCUCGGACAAUUCGUGUAUGAUGUACAUACUUUUAUAUUUUGGUAUUUUAUUAAGGCAAUUAUAAUAAAUAUUUUCUGCUAUGUUAUGUGGUAAGGUAUCUUUAUCUUAUGAACGCACUUUACGACUAAAACAUAUAAUAAAAAGAAUAUUGUAUAUAUUUUUGAUAAAAAUAAUAUUGUAUUUGUAUCUUUCCAUACUGAAUUUAUUAUUUUAAACGAGUUGAAUAAUAUAUACAGGAAUGGUGUAGAAAACAAAAAGGUAAAUAAG
Mercenaria mercenaria is the source of this 2369-nucleotide messenger RNA. RefSeq lists its product as uncharacterized. Gene Ontology annotation, molecular function: protein binding. Bases 411 to 1979 code for a protein of 522 amino acids. NCBI's taxonomy places the organism in Eukaryota, Metazoa, Mollusca, Bivalvia, Venerida, Veneridae. The record is from RefSeq and is a predicted model, not a curated record. The transcript has 4 exons.